CCGAGCCCAGGCGAAGAUGGCGAAGACUUACGACUAUCUGUUCAAGCUGCUGCUGAUCGGGGAUUCGGGCGUGGGCAAGACCUGCCUGCUCUUCCGCUUCAGCGAGGACGCCUUCAACACCACGUUCAUCUCCACCAUCGGAAUCGACUUUAAAAUCAGAACAAUAGAAUUAGAUGGAAAGAAAAUCAAGCUACAGAUAUGGGAUACAGCAGGCCAAGAGAGAUUCCGCACAAUCACAACAGCUUACUACAGAGGAGCCAUGGGAAUUAUGCUGGUGUAUGACAUCACAAAUGAAAAGUCUUUUGACAACAUAAAAAAUUGGAUAAGAAACAUAGAGGAGCAUGCCUCUUCAGAUGUAGAAAGAAUGAUCUUGGGUAACAAAUGUGAUAUGAAUGAAAAAAGACAAGUCUCAAAAGAAAAAGGAGAGAAGUUAGCAAUUGAUUAUGGAAUCAAAUUUUUGGAGACAAGUGCAAAAUCCAGCAUAAAUGUGGAAGAGGCGUUUUUCACACUUGCACGAGACAUUAUGACAAAGCUCAACAGAAAAAUGAAUGACAACAGUUCGUCGGGGGCAGGUGGGCCGGUAAAAAUAACAGAAAAUCGAUCUAAGAAGAGCAGCUUCUUUCGAUGCACGCUACUUUGAUGAACUUCUAAUGAUAAGACUGCAGCACACUUAGAACCUUUUCUGCUUCUUUGAAAGCACAGGGACACAAAGCCUCAGAAAUAAUACCACUAAGCUGCUGCUGAGAGCUCCAUUGAACGUAGACUGCGAUACACAAAUACCAAGUGGAUUUUGCUCACUAAGCCUACUGACCUGUCAGGCUCUUCUUUCUCAGAUAUGGAAGCUAUGAAGUGGAGACACAAAUGCAAGAUUUAACUCAUUUUCCUUUUUUACUUUCUGUUUUAUUGCCUGUUGCAAAAGCUGCUAUGUUUCUUUUAACUUUGCACAUCCAUAUUGGCCUCUUACUGCCUGUUACAGCACAAUCUUACAUUUGUACUUGCUCAGUCUGACUUGUAAAUAAGAUUCUUAACAGAUUUGUGCACACUUUUCUUUAUCUUUUUAAACAAAUUUAUUUUCAAGCAGAAGAGCCAGGAGAAAAAUUAAGUCUCAUUUCCAUGAUUUUCUAUGCUGUAUACUUGUGGCCAUGCAGUAUGGAUGUUAUUGCUCUCGUGAUGAGAACUACUGUAACAAUUGGCAUUUAACAAUUUGUACAGAUUUUGUCUCUUAGAUGCACAAAUCUGUUUAUGAAGAAGCUGUGGCUUCUAUUCGGAAUGUAGUAUGUUGCUUUUCUUUUUUUACCAGACUUAGCAAAGUUGUGUUCUGAAUUGCCAGUCUGAUUCACAGAUGCACCUUUCAGUUAUUUGAAUAAACACAGUGUCUUUCCUCACUUCCCUUUGUUAGCUCAGACUCUCUGCUCCUUUUUGUGUUUCUGAUGAGGAAGUACGUUCUGGAUUUGAAAUCAUCACCACAAAUUGGCCUUGUCACUAACACUUAAGUGGCUUGUGGAAGCUGAAUGCAUGAGUUUUGAGUAACCUCUUUGUGGAUUCACUUGUUCAGAAAUGACUGCUUCUAAAGGUGACUUCCAUUUUUACUCUUAAUUCUAAGGAUAGUUUGUUAAGAUUGGCACUAAGGAAGCCUCGCAUUAGGGCUAUAAUGUACUCCUAGUUAGACAGUUAAUGCUGAAUGUGUGUCUUUGGUCUGCUCAAGCAGUUGUUUUUUCAUCAAAAACUGGUACAGUGACCUAAACUGUUAGAAGCAGAGGUAAAACAUAGUUGCCUUUUUUACUUAACUGAGCAUUGUAUAACCUAGUCUUUGUUCUACUACUUUUUUAUUGUCUUCUGAAAAAUUUCCUAAAUGAGCAAUUAAAACAGGUGCUUUAGUUCUGUUGGUGUGCCAAACAUGUAAGCUUUAACUACAAGUUUGUGUCCAGCAUGUUUGCUGUUAGGGGAUGGGUGUGUUCUGUCAUUGUCAAAGACAAGUCUGAUGUGCUUGCUUUUGCUUCAGUUUGUUGUCUGGUGUGCUAAACAGUGGGUUAGUUGUUACCACAGAUAACCAUUUUGUUAUUAGGUACUGAAUUUGUCAUCUCUGGCUCUGUUCGAAACAGUUUGAAAGCGAACAGGGCCAAUAGCGUAGAUGUAAAGCUUUUGAUUUUAAAAGGUUUAACCUUAGUAGCUGGUUCCAUAAAGUUUUAGGUGGUUACCAGCCUGUUCUCACAUGUCUUUUAACAGAAGCAGUUCUUGUACUAGAUGGUGGAUUUCAUAAACUACUGUUGCUGCACUAGAGCAGAGAAACGUUUCUGGCAA
Molecule: messenger RNA, 2301 nt
Organism: Ficedula albicollis (Collared flycatcher)
Lineage: Eukaryota; Metazoa; Chordata; Aves; Passeriformes; Muscicapidae
Gene: RAB8B
Product: RAB8B, member RAS oncogene family
Exons: 8
Coding region: 17-640 (207 amino acids)
Biological process (GO): Golgi vesicle fusion to target membrane; protein secretion; cellular response to insulin stimulus
Cellular component (GO): synaptic vesicle; plasma membrane; endosome
Molecular function (GO): GTP binding; GTPase activity
Source: RefSeq, a predicted model, not a curated record